Messenger RNA from Cercopithifilaria johnstoni, 2781 nucleotides. The record is from the annotation of a GenBank genome assembly. Lineage: Eukaryota; Metazoa; Nematoda; Chromadorea; Rhabditida; Onchocercidae.
AUGCAAUUACCAUUUGGUAACAAUAAAAGUAUUAAUACUCCUUUUAAAAAAGAUAUAUCACCAAAUGUUGGGAAGUCACAAGUGAAUUUCCAUCCGCCACCUGAUAUUUCUCAACCAAACGUUUCAUAUCAACGUGUAUUUAGAGGACGAACAGAUUUUAAAUACCGAUUUAAUGCCGGUGAAGUGUAUCGUUCAGCCAAAGCAUUAUUCACAAUCCGGAAUCUUGGUCGAAAUGAUACGGCUUUGACAACUGACAUUGAAAAAACAGCUAUCAUUUCAGAUGUUCAAAAACAAGAUACCAGUAAUUCUAUUGAAUAUCAAAGAACUACAUAUUCAACUCGAGGACAUGAAAAUGAAGUGGGAAUAUCUCUGGAAUUUUCGACAACCGAGAGCAUUUCGACCGAAAGCAUAGAAACUGGAAAGGAAAAAGCUACAGAUCUACUUGCUGAAUUGCCUCACAUACUUCAGAAACAGCCAAAAUCUCCCGACUAUAAUGAAUUUCAGCAACAGUACGUUAUUUCGACAUCUUCAACUUUAUUUCCUACUUCAACAAUUUCUGGAUCAACACAGCAUCAAGAGCUGAAUUCAUCUUAUCUCACGGACCCAAAGCAAUCGAAAUCUGAGGAGCACAAAUCUAUUGUUCUGAACAAAGCCCAUGAAGCUCCGCAAGAGAUGAUAUCAUUAUCGAAUAUUAUAUCAAAAAAACUGCCUUCCAGUUUCGGAAAUAAUAUAUCAUCAUUUACCAUCGAUACUCUAUCCAAUAAAACCACACAAAUGGAAAAAAUUAGUAGCUUUUCAGAAACUCAUGGAGUGUCAGAAAAUCAAUACGGGUCUAAUAUAAUACUCGAAACUUCUCAUAUCAGCGAAUCCUAUCCGGAUUUAUCGGAUUUAUCGACUAAUACAGUCCCAUCUUUGAUUGUUAUUUCAAUGAACCAUUCUGGUGAAAAUACAAAAUCUCAGGAACUAGCUAUUCAACAUUAUGGUGAUAAUCAUCAAACCAAUAUUUUAAAAAACACAAAAAACUCUUCUAAUGCAAUACUGCGGGCAACAGACGCUGUAUCCUCCUUUGUCAAGCAAUUUGUUAAACUAAGGAUCCAAUCGCUAUUACCUUUUCAUUUUUCUAUGAAAAAUGAAACCGUUGUUUCUAAUAACAUAUCAUCAAGCAGACAGAUAUCUUCAAGACAGGAAACCAUCUCUAGAAAUUUUACAUACUUCGGAUCUAAUGUCGAUAAAAGCAAUAAAAACAGUGAUAAUGCCACAUUGGUAACGACUACUGAUAAACGGAUAUUUGCGCAAACAAACCACAGUUUGUCAGAUGAAGAAAUUCCGAAUGUUACAAAUGAAAAAGAAGCUUUGGAUAAUUUUGAACCAGAAACAGAUCACUUGCAAAACAAAUAUAAAUCGAAGCAACAAUCAACACUUGGUGAUGAGUAUUAUUCGGAGAAGCAGCAUUCAUUUUCCGAUUUAGAUACUGAAGACAGCAGUGAUAACAUUGCUGGAAUUGGUGAACAAAAUUCUCAAAACAAUGAUAUCUAUUCAACCGAAGUGUUUCCAAACUAUCAAAAUAUAGAAGUAAUUGAACAUAGUGAAGUUCCAACCCAAUUGGGUCAUACCGAUAUUUCUGAGCAGGAACAGGGCAAUAAAAUAACGAUGAGUUCCGAUCUUCGUCCAUCCAGCAUAGAUUGGUAUUCAACCCAUACAAUGAUAUCAGCCUAUAUAAUGACAACAACGCCAUCACCGCCAUUAACUCUAUUAACGACAAAUGGAUUCAAUGAUGUAAAUGGUGAAAAAUUAUUGAAACUGACCGAAAACAAUGCUGAUUUAGCCCUAAAACAUUCUGCUGUCGACAUUUCCAGUGGUACUACACAGCCAAAUGUAGCGGUUACUAAAAUGAGGCCACAAGUUCUUAAAGAAAUUCAUAUAAUCAAGCAAACUGAAUCAAGCGGUUUUAGUGACGAAAGAAACUUUAAUAUCAAUUCUCAGCUUACUCCGAGCAAUAAACUUACACCAUCAAACGAAGAUUCAAAAGAAAUUAUGUCAUCGGCAUCUUCAGUGAUGGCGAAGGAAAUGCCAUCAGUAAUUACGGUAAUGCCGACUUCCACUUUAGCUGGUGUUCAUCGUACUGAGAUAGCAAUAAAAGAAACCAUUCAAGAUAAUCAUGAAGAGUCAGUAAAUUGGCUUGCAACAUCAUCUAUGAAGCCUGGAAAAUCAAAUCAACGUGUUACUCUUCCUAUUUCUGAACUGAAGAUGCAUAUUGAAGUAUCUGAUACUUCUGGGUUGAUUUUAGACACAAGCACUAUCAAAACAAAAGAAUCUUCCGAAACAAUCAACAUUUCUACAUCAAUUUUCCUUGAAAACAUAAUAGUUCCAUCAUCCGUUCCAUUAUCAGCUGCGACCGAAAUUCCAUCAACUGCAACAACAGUGCAUCAUGAACGGACUGCAAUCGAUCAUUCAAUUAUUGAGAAAGAUUCUGAGGUCAACCUACUACAACAUGUUGAUGAAAAAACUUCAGAAAGAUUGCUGGAAACAAUUUCAACUUACCCGAAAAAAGCAUAUGAAAAUGAAAAGGAAAUUGCAACAGAUGACUAUGUCCAUUAUUGGAAUUCUGAAUUUAGCACUGAAGUUUCUUCACCAGAAAUACUUCAUAAUCAUUCUUCCGAAAUAACCAAUAAGAUUGAAAAUAAUGGCGCAUCAUACUAUACCAAUAAUCUUUAUGAAUAUGAAGGAAACGACGGUAAUUAUAACAACAUCACGGCUAUAGUAAGUGUAACUCGAAAUUAA